AUGUCAGCCACAUCGUCGUCCCCGGCGGCGGCGGGGUCUUCCCCCCUCCAGCCCUGGGCCACAAGACCACAACACAACUGCCUCGAGUGCAAGCGGCUCAAGAGAGCCUGCGAUAAGGGAUUUCCGUGCAGCAAAUGCGUCAAAGCGAAUCGGACCUGCGAGUACAAAGACCCCUGCGACGACGGCGUUUAUGGACCUAUUUCGGCCGCCAAGGACAUCCAUUCGCUCACAUUCGGCACGCUCCUGGACAUCCUCGUCAGCAAGCCGCGCGUUAAGGAAGCUGUCUCGCUGUACUUUGGCGGCGUCAACACCUGGUUCACCAUCGUCGAGAGGGCGAGUUUCGAGAGGGACCUGGAGGCUGGCUGGGACAAUCUCCCGGCUGAGAGAAGCGCUAUGGCGCUUUGCAUGGCGCUCGUCGCCCGCCCGCCGAACCAAAAAUCGAGCAAAGGCAUGGGAGAUACCGUCUAUCCCACCACCAAGGCCAUUCUCGGCCUGGUCCAGAGCAAACUCCCCAUGUCGGUACACAUGCUGCAGGCCGAGCUUCUCGUCGCCAUGUACGAGUUCUCCCAGGCGAUGCCCCAGCAAGCGUACAUGUCCCUUGGGCAUUGCCUCCAAAUGACCAAAGCAUUCGGCUGGCACAACGCUGCGUUUUGGACCCCCGACCGCCAAGCGUCCAACCCGGGAGAGUUGAAGCUCAACUCUAUCCUAUGCCUCCUCAAUGUCGCAUACGACCAAGCGUACCCGAUGCACACCACGGGUCUUGCUCCGGUCAGUCCGUUUCAAUUCGGAGGCCAGGGCCAGGGGUUCCGCGAGGCCAACGGCGACCAAAUCGACGGCAUGGCUUUCCCCGAAGGGACUUCUGCCUGGUAUCUUAGCAACGUCUUGCAGCAGCUGUCGAACCCCACGAUGCCUGCAGUUGUCGACCCCAAAACCCUCUCUAGUAUGAUCUUCCAGCACAUUAAGAUUAUGACCUCUAUGGGGUGCCGGGUGGGGACGAGUUGCAUAGCCUUCAUGAAGCUCCAUCAGCCAGGCCUAUUUGGGGGGAUUGGGCCGAUGUCGAUUAUGGGCCAGGGCAACCCCCAAGCCGUAAAUGCAAUCCGGGUGACCACCGACAUGAUCCAUGGCAAGGCCGCGAAACUCGCCCAAUCCGACGAUCAAUUAAACAGGGGACUCGUUGACCCUUCCUGGGCGUUCGCCAUGUGCUACGCCUCGCAGUUGCUCGUUUCGCACGGCGACAACGUUCUCCAGGACGCCAACUGGUACCAAAAGGUCACCAUCCUCAGGAAUGCCCUCGAUAAGAACAGCACUGCGAAUUGGUUAAAAUCGGCCUCGAUAACCGUCUCACUGGCUUUGCCCAUUGAUUACUUGACCUCCAAACGAGAGGCAUAG
This is a messenger RNA of Chaetomium fimeti, 1389 nucleotides long. RefSeq lists its product as uncharacterized. Gene Ontology annotation, biological process: regulation of DNA-templated transcription. Lineage: Eukaryota; Fungi; Ascomycota; Sordariomycetes; Sordariales; Chaetomiaceae. The transcript is spliced from 6 exons. The record is from RefSeq and is a predicted model, not a curated record. Gene Ontology annotation, molecular function: zinc ion binding; DNA-binding transcription factor activity, RNA polymerase II-specific. Bases 1 to 1389 code for a protein of 462 amino acids.